Diaporthe amygdali is the source of this 306-nucleotide messenger RNA. RefSeq names its product biotrophy-associated secreted protein 2. The coding region runs from base 1 to 306 and encodes 101 amino acids. The record is from RefSeq and is a predicted model, not a curated record. The transcript has 2 exons. Lineage: Eukaryota; Fungi; Ascomycota; Sordariomycetes; Diaporthales; Diaporthaceae.
AUGGUUCGCAUCACUGCUGCUGCUGUCCUGGCUUUUGCCAUCUCCGCUUUCGCUCUCGCCCCCAACAACGCCGGCGCCAAGAGCGUCGGAGCAGGAGACGCCUCCCAGUUCAUCACCGGAGGCUGCGUCAACGACGCCGACUGCUCGUCCGCAUGCUGCGCCGAGAUCUCCGGCUCGGGCCUGGGAAUCUGCUCCGCCGAGGCUGCCUCUGAGCAAAACGGCAAGCUCGGCUGUGGCUUUGUCGACCCCAACGCCAGUGCUACGAUUGCUGCUGCCAAGGCUCAGGUCCAGAAGCAGGGUUUCUAG